UGUUGUGCACGUUCAAGUUGGCCUACAUCUUCUACAACCAGAACCUUCACGAGGAGGCCAGCUCUGUCUGCGAGCUCUUCUGCAAGAGGCUGCAGACAGCAGAUGCCUACGCCUGUCCAGAGAUCCCCCCGGAGAGGCUGCACAAAUGCUUCAGGCUGCAGGUGGAAAGCUACCGCAAGCUGGGGCAGCUGGAGAGAGCCCUGGCGUGUGUGGUGCAGUGGCUGGGAGGGGCGGCCGGCCGCGCCCCCGGGGUCCGGGAGCUGCUGGCAGAGCCCGUCUCCCUCUGGGUCAGAGUCAAAAUGGAUGCUGCGAAACAGGGGGCUGAGGAGUUACGGUUACGGACCCUGAAGGAAGGCUUGGAGGGGCACAGCCUGGACAUGGACACCGUGGUGACUGUCCUCUUUGCCGAGUUGAAGGCCUACAAGACCAUCCGAGCCGACACGGGGCAGGAACGCUACAACGUCCUCUGUGACCUGCUGGAGAUCUGCUCGGAGGAGAGCGGCCGCCUGCAUGAGCGAGCUAUCGGCUUGACGGAGCUGGCCCAGGUCUUGUGCUACCACAGCUAUGCCCAGCAGACGGACUGCUCCUCCCUGGACUCGGUCCGUGAAGCCUUGCGGCUGCUGGAGUUGGUGCCCAGGAGCGCCCAGAACCGGGACCAGCUCCUCGAUGACCAGGCGCAGGCUCUGCUCUGGCUCUACAUCUGCACCCUGGAGUCCAAGCUGGAGAAGAGCAUAGAGAGGGACCAGAGAGCCAAAGCUCAGGGGCUGAAGAACCUGGAUGACUUUGAGCCCAACGACCUCAACUACGAAGGCAGGCUGCUGGAGGACAGGUUCCUGUACGAUGGCAUCUCCUUCAACCUGGCCACAGAGACCGGUGAGGGUGCUGGCGGGGUGUCUCAGACCCGUGGUGCGUCCUCAGCUCUGGCCAAAAGCCUGGAUGACGCCUUCGCCUUGUGGAAGCAGCUCCUGGCGAUGCCGGGCGUCCCAGCUGUGCGCAGCCCUGAGCAGACUGUAGCCUCCCUGCACCUCCUGGCAGCUCUCUACAAGCUGAUGGCCAAGCCCUUGCAAGCCAUGGAGAGCUACCUCCUGGUCAGAGCCCUGUGCAGCGCGCUCGGGGACAGCCUGGGCAUGGCCGGAGCCCUGUGCCAGGUCACCAAGCUGCUUUUCCAGCUGGAGUGCCCCAGCUAUGCCCAGCUUUUCCUGGAGGAGACGGAGUCCUGCCUGCAGAAAGCCGACAGCAGCAACGAUUCCUACCUGCUGCUGCAGCAAACCUGCCUCCUGCUCCGCAGCCAGCUGUGCUGCGUCAACCACCGGAUUGAAGAGGGUCUCACCCUGUUGCUGGGGGUGCUCCAGAACCCGGCUCUACAAAAAAUCACCAAGGUCUGGUACCUGCUGCGAGCCCACGUCCUUCAGCUGGCGGCCGUCUCCCUGAGCCUCCCCCCUGCCCGCCUCUCGCCAGAGCUCCAGCAGUGGAUCUUUGUGCACGGGUGGAAGACACCCGAGACUGCUCUCGCCGAAGCCCACAAGCUCUUCCGCAGCAUCAUCCUCCUGCUGAUGGGCAGCGACGUGCUGGGCUGUCAGACGACGUCCGACGUCCAGUUUGUGGAUUACGGUGACAACGUGCUGCUGAAGUGGCAAGUGCUGGCUGACAUGCUGGCCUGCUCGGAGCACCUCGUGGCUCUCCUCAGCAGGUUGGAGGUGGUGUGUAAAGCCAAAGCCUUCUGCUUGGAGGCUGUCAAGCUGGCCAUGAAACUGCAAGCCAUCCGGUGGUGCACUUCUUUCCUGGUGCUGAAGGCCCAGCUGGAGCUGCAGCAGAGAGAGCUGGAGCUGAGCCACUUCGACCUGCAGCAGGCUCUCUUCCUCCUGGAGUCCGACACCGAGUUUGAAGACAGCAAGAAGCAGAAAGACCAGAUGAAGAUCCUGCCCAGGAAGGGCAAAUGUGAGGGCAAGAAGCCGCGGAAUCCCACUUCUGAGUCCGCUGGGGAAGAAGAGGGUUUCCUGAAGGGCCCUGCGCUGGAGUUCAUGGCCACGGUGAGCAGGCUGGAGAAGGCGGAUGCUCUCACUGCCUCACCAGAGCUGAAGCCCGAGAGAAAGAAGAGACUGGCCUUCCUCGCCCACCCGGCAGCUUGCCCGUGCUGCCUCUGCUCCGACCUGGCCCACUCGGCUCUCUGCCUGCGCUGGUUCCUCUCCUGUGCCCAGGGCGAGCUGGUAGCGGGCAACACGGCGGAGGGGCUGGGUUUGAUCCGUGCCGUGCUGCCGC
Messenger RNA from Pelecanus crispus (Dalmatian pelican), 2259 nucleotides. Lineage: Eukaryota; Metazoa; Chordata; Aves; Pelecaniformes; Pelecanidae. The record is from RefSeq and is a predicted model, not a curated record.